AUGUGUGUCCCUCAACCGAUGAUGAGGGUUUCAGAGCCGAUGCUGGACAUGGACAUGGGAAACUACAGCGAAGUUUUGGACCCGACUUACACAACUUUGGAGUUUGACACCAUGCAGAUUCUGUAUAAUUCCAAUGACAGUUCUGCCCCAGAGACCACAAGUAUGAAUACCACAGACAGUGGUGUCAACUGUCUGUGUGCCAUAUGUGGGGACAGAGCAACAGGGAAGCACUACGGGGCGUCCAGCUGUGAUGGCUGCAAGGGAUUUUUCCGGCGCAGCAUUCGGAAAAGUCACGUUUACUCCUGCAGGUUCAGUCGCCAAUGUGUUGUUGACAAGGACAAAAGGAAUCAAUGUAGAUACUGUCGAUUAAGAAAGUGUUUUCGAGCAGGAAUGAAAAAAGAAGCUGUGCAAAAUGAGCGGGACAGAAUAAGUACCAGAAGAAGCACGUUUGAUGGCAGCAACAUCCCCUCCAUAAACACUCUGGCACAAGCUGAAGUUCGCUCUCGCCAGAUCUCAGUCCCAAGCCCCAGUGCCAGUACUGACAUAAACGUUAAGAAAAUUGCAAGCAUCAGUGACGUUUGUGAAUCUAUGAAGCAGCAGCUCUUAGUUUUGGUGGAAUGGGCCAAGUACAUCCCUGCCUUCUGUGAACUGCCCUUGGAUGACCAGGUGGCCCUGUUGAGAGCUCACGCGGGAGAACACUUACUGCUUGGAGCUACAAAGAGAUCCAUGAUGUAUAAAGAUAUUUUGCUUUUGGGAAACAACUACGUUAUUCACCGGAACAGCUGUGAAGUUGAAGUCAGCCGUGUGGCCAAUCGCGUCCUCGAUGAGCUGGUUAGACCGUUCCAAGAGAUCCAGAUAGAUGACAAUGAGUACGCAUGUUUGAAGGCCAUUGUGUUCUUCGACCCAGAUGCAAAGGGACUGAGUGACCCUGUGAAAAUUAAGAACAUGCGAUUCCAGGUGCAGAUCAGCCUGGAAGACUACAUCAACGACAGGCAGUAUGACUCCCGAGGCCGGUUCGGAGAGCUGCUCUUGCUGCUGCCAACCUUGCAGAGCAUCACCUGGCAGAUGAUCGAGCAAAUUCAGUUUGUCAAACUGUUCGGCAUGGUCAAGAUCGACAACCUCCUUCAGGAAAUGUUGCUGGGGGGUGCUGCCAAUGAUGGCAACCAUCUCCAUCACCCAAUGCACCCACACUUGUCUCAGGAUCCACUAACUGGGCAAACUAUACUUCUAGGUCCCAUGUCCACACUGGUGCAUACAGACCAGAUCUCAACUCCAGAAACCCCACUGCCUUCCCCACCCCAGGGCUCAGGACAAGAACAGUACAAAAUCACUGCAAACCAAGCUUCGGUCAUUUCACACCAAUCCCUCUCUAAACCAAAGCAGUUGUGAGAAUGUGCUUGCUUCUGACUGGUACUGUGUAAAUGUGAAACACAUUGGUCUGCAAAUCUCUCAGGAUGGUACUUUUGCCAACUUUUAGGCAAGGCUUCUUCAUGGUGCUCUUGUAAGCUGGUCUCCUAUUUUCUUGUUUGUAAACACAUUUUGUUUAUUGAUGAUGUAAAGUAAAGCCUUUACAUGCAACCUAUGUAUAUUUGAAUUUGAAGUUGUUUUAUAGUGUAUUGUUUCAAACUAUCCAUGCACU
Messenger RNA from Peromyscus californicus insignis, 1639 nucleotides. It is a transcript of the gene Hnf4g, whose product is annotated as hepatocyte nuclear factor 4 gamma. Gene Ontology annotation, molecular function: RNA polymerase II cis-regulatory region sequence-specific DNA binding; zinc ion binding; nuclear receptor activity. The record is from RefSeq and is a predicted model, not a curated record. Bases 1 to 1389 code for a protein of 462 amino acids. Gene Ontology annotation, biological process: regulation of transcription by RNA polymerase II; anatomical structure development; cell differentiation. NCBI's taxonomy places the organism in Eukaryota, Metazoa, Chordata, Mammalia, Rodentia, Cricetidae. The transcript has 10 exons.